GGUGCGAUCAGUGGUGAGAUGCUGCCUCUGGCUGCUUCGCCACCGACAGCCGCACGGUCGACUGCCGCACAGAGUGCUCUCUGAAUCCGAGCCGACCGCUGCCUACUCAGAAAAGCUCUCAUCAUAACCUAUUCUGCAAAUUUUUCCGCUGUAUCGAGUAGCUACUAACCAACAUUAAACCACGAUGUCUUCAAUGAACGCAGUUUCUAGCGAGCUUUUGUAAGACCAUUGCGUUAUCCACUAUCAGCUAUCGACCGUGGAAAUGUACCCCUCUGCUUGGAUUAAUUUUUUAGGUACAACUGUGAUCUCUACUUGAUCUCACAUCGACUGGACUGGAGCCGAGGACCACUCCACUGGCUGCUAACCAGUUAGAACUAGCCCAAAUGUAAAGGUUUCGAUCUAGUUUGUAGAUAUGCGUUAGUAAUUAUGUUAUUAUAAUACAGUACUUUAUUUACUGUAUUUGCUUUGGCAUCGACUUAGUUUUAGAUUGUGUAUCAUUUAAACAAGGCUGCGUGGAGGCUACAAGCCAGGGAGAUUUUAGUCAUCAAAGCACAUCUGACUGGCACGGGAGCAGCGGGAGGGUUCGGUUCGUUUUAGUUGAUACGGAAUGCGAUCCACUAAAUAACCAAGCCUGCUACACAGGAGAAAACACACAUUCAUGAAAUUUCAUCCAAAAGGGAGCAUGUCUGAGUGACAAGGGAAGGAGAAAUUGGGAUCUCUGAAGGUCCUCCCUUGCUGGUGGAGCCACUGUACAUCUGGACCGGAGACCCUCUAAAACAGCUGAACAGAAUGCGGAGGUUUGCCUACUGUAAGGUGGUUCUGGCCACCUCCUUGGUGUGGGUGAUGUUGGACAUGUUCAUCCUGCUCUACUUCAGUGAGUGUAACAAGUGUGACGACAAGCGGGAGAGGGGCCUGCCCGGUAGAGACGAUACGGUGGCCAGGCCCAGGGACGGCCCGGGAGAAGGAGGUAAACCUGUGGUGAUUUCUAAGGAGAACCAGGAGAAGAUGAAGGAGAUGUUUAAGAUCAACCAGUUCAACCUGAUGGCCUCAGAGAUGAUCGCUCUCAACCGAACCCUGCCCGACGUUCGCCUGGAGGGCUGUAAGAAUAAGCUGUAUCCAGACGAUCUACCGCGUACCAGUGUGGUGAUUGUGUUUCACAACGAGGCCUGGUCCACUUUGUUGCGGACCGUACGCUCUGUCAUCGACCGCUCGCCCAAGUCUCUGCUGGAGGAGAUCGUUCUGGUGGACGACGCUAGUGAAAGAGACUUCCUGAAGCGUCCGCUGGAGCAGUAUGUGAGGAGGAUGGAGGUUCCAGUCAGAGUGGUGAGGAUGGAGCAGAGGUCUGGACUGAUCAGAGCUCGUCUGAAAGGAGCCUCACUCUCCACUGGACAGGUCAUCACCUUUCUGGAUGCUCACUGUGAGUGCACUGUUGGGUGGCUAGAACCUCUGCUGGCCCGCAUCAAACUAGACAGGAAGACGGUUGUGUGUCCAAUCAUUGACGUGAUCAGUGAUGACACGUUUGAGUACAUGGCCGGUUCGGACAUGACCUACGGAGGCUUCAACUGGAAGCUCAACUUUCGCUGGUACCCUGUUCCACAGAGAGAGAUGGACCGUCGCAAGGGAGACCGCACCCUGCCUGUCAGGACUCCUACCAUGGCCGGUGGGCUGUUCUCUAUAGACAGAGAUUAUUUCCAGGAGAUAGGGACGUAUGAUGCCGGCAUGGAUAUCUGGGGAGGAGAAAACCUGGAGAUCUCCUUCAGAAUCUGGCAGUGCGGAGGGACGCUGGAGAUUGUAACGUGUUCUCACGUGGGUCACGUGUUCCGCAAGGCCACACCCUACACGUUCCCAGGGGGAACAGGACAGAUCAUUAACAAGAACAACAGACGCCUGGCCGAGGUCUGGAUGGACGAGUUCAAGAACUUUUUCUACAUCAUCUCCCCUGGCGUGACCAAGGUGGACUAUGGUGACAUCACGUCUCGCUCCUCCCUGAGACAGAAGCUGCAGUGUAAACCUUUCAGCUGGUACCUGGAGAAUGUCUACCCUGACUCCCAGAUACCACGACACUACUACUCACUGGGAGAGAUCCGCAACGUGGAGACUAACCAGUGUCUGGACAACAUGGCCCGUAAGGAGAAUGAGAAAGUUGGCAUCUUCAACUGCCAUGGCAUGGGAGGAAACCAGGUGUUCUCGUACACGGCAAAUAAGGAGAUCAGGACAGAUGAUCUCUGCCUAGACGUGUCCAAACUCAACGGUCCUGUCAUGAUGUUGAAGUGUCACCACCUUAAAGGAAAUCAGCUCUGGGAGUAUGACACCAUGAAGUUGACCCUGGUACACGUCAACAGCAACCAGUGUCUGGACAAGGCCAGUGAGGAGGACAGCCAGGUGCCCAGCGUCAGAGACUGCACACACACUCGCUCUCAACAGUGGCUGCUGCGCAACGUCACACUGCCUGAGAUCUUCUGACCACCGUCUAGCCCCCCCCCACCCACACACACACACACACACAGAUGGAGAGAGAGAACGAGAUGGAGAGGAAGGGACAGCGGACACCAGAGCGCACACAGAGGAGGAGAGCAAUAGAUGGAUGAAACGGGCACCCAUGUACCAUUCAAUGAGCACUCCUGCUGUGGACCGGGAGGCUGGGAGAGACCACGUGGCAGGACUCACGGGAAAGAGGGAGAAAGACAGCUGGGGUUUUAAAAGAGAGACCCGCUCCUGGAGAGAGACUUACUGUUAAAGAGAGAGGUUGACGGACUGACAGCAACUGUGUUGCUCACAACUUUCAUGGACAAGGCGGUCUCCCCAAUACUGCAAACUCAUCACUUAUGUUUACCUGACUGCCUGGUGUGUGUUGUGUGCAUGCGUGCCUGUGUGGAUGGGCGCUGUGAACGUACAAGUGUGUGUGUGAGUGUUCUGAAAUGAAGAAGGCUAUUUCUUCCUGAUUUUUUUAUUUAAUUUUUUUAUGGUGAACUUAGGAUGGAAGGGUGUGUGUGUUAGUGAGCAUUUGCGUAUGUGUGUGUGCGCGCAUGUUUUGUGACAGCCGCACCUCUGGCGGUUACUGUCUCCCUCUAGUGUUCGUCCCCUGAGUUGCAGCCUAAAGAGACUUGGAGAGAGAUGGAGAUGGAAACAGAAACAGACGGAGAGGCUUAGAACUCCCCAGCCAAGCACCAAGGAACUCAAUGCGCUGAACCACAAACUGAACCCCUAAUGGACGGACCUGCACUCCUAAAGACAAGAUACUAUGUUUGUGAUAUACUGAGAUUUCUAUGUAGACUUUUUUACAUGGCUUUGUUUGUUACUGUGAGAGUUCCACUGAGCAGAGACUCUAGUUUAUCUGUCUGUCUAUGUCUUUAAGGUAAAGUGUUUAACAUAGAGCUAAUAAGGCCACUGGUUUAAGUUACCGUUGUACACAGAUCCAGGAUCAGUUUACCCCGAUCAGUGUCUGAAGGCAACUUGAGACAUGUAUUGCGCUAAUACACAUGGCCCUGGGCCUGCAUAUCUGAUCUGAUGGAUCUAAGCAUCACAGACUUACAAACCCAGAAGUGAAUACACACACACAAGCUGAACAAAAUUGACAUAUUAAUCUUCUUUAUCAUAUCUUCCUAGUGACCUCCUCUUGAUGAUACAUUAAGGGCUCCAUCCUGUGUGUGUGUGUGUGUGUGCGUGCGUGUGUGCGUGUUUGCCUUUGUGUAUCAAGCAGCCACUCUGUGCUAACCUCCAGCCUGCCAACUCCAAUCUUAUCAGCAUCUACUGAUUCCAGAUCUACGAAAUGCUGUUUCCAUAUCCCCAAACAGCACAGUGGUGCGACACAGACUGACUGGGGGUCAGUUAGGGCAGUGUUGCAGCUUCAUACAUUGUCUCCUGUGGUUAGUGUAGUUAUUCAAUUGUGGGAGAGGGACACAAGGUGGAAUACACAAUCUCAGUCCAUGACCAGACUGUAUCUGCUGAAAUAGAUUGGUUUCCACUGGUCCACACCCAGAGACUCAUAUCGCUCCUUUCUUUCAAACUCCUCUUAUCAUUAUGCGUUACCUCUUCUUUUUCAUUCUUUUUUUUUUAAUCACUCUACUACCGAUGCAUCACUGCAGGAGAGAUGCUGACGAUCAUUAACCAUUUUGACCUCCUUCAAUGGGGGGGAGGGGUUUACACGUGGUUUUACAUUUCAUUGGCUCGUCUUUGCAGUGGAGGUCGGGUGCGGGGGCUAUACUUGGAUGGAUUCAUGUUUGAAUGACUGUAUGAUAAAGAUGUAUGAUUUCUGAUUGGUGGGUUUUGAUUGGGAGACAGGCGAGGAACGUCUGUAAAGGCUUGAAUCUGUCACAGGGUCUGUUCGAUUGACAACUGAUUGAAUAGAUGUCCAAGCUUCCACACUGAGCUGAUCCAAACGUAGAAAUAAAAGUGACAACGUUUACAGAACAACACAAUAAUCA
Messenger RNA from Esox lucius (northern pike), 4424 nucleotides. It is a transcript of the gene galnt1, whose product is annotated as UDP-N-acetyl-alpha-D-galactosamine:polypeptide N-acetylgalactosaminyltransferase 1. Bases 790 to 2463 code for a protein of 557 amino acids. The record is from RefSeq and is a predicted model, not a curated record. The transcript has 14 exons. NCBI's taxonomy places the organism in Eukaryota, Metazoa, Chordata, Actinopteri, Esociformes, Esocidae. Gene Ontology annotation, cellular component: Golgi apparatus.